UUGGUCGGCGGGGCGCUGGCCGCCCCCCGUGCGCCCCGCGCCUUCCGAACGCCGCCCCGAGCACGAGCACGCCAGUCGUUCGGCCGAGCCCCGCGUGCGCCGCGAAAAACUCAGCCGCCCGGUAGCAGGGUCACCCGCGCUCGGCUGCGCGCGGCUCCGGUUUCCCGCAAUUGUGGCUUCUUGAAACCGAAUCUGCUGUUUAGGCAUCGUUCUCAUAGUGGUUGCACGCGCAAAAAGUGGUGGCCGCCGCCGGUUGCGGGGAGUGCGCCCGCUCGCGCCGGUGCCGCCCGCCGCAGUGGCUCGUCAUGCUCGGUAUCGGAGGUGGGUGACGCUCCGGGAGUUCAGAGUGAGGUGUGAGUUGAGUUUGACCUGCGGGCUGCGAGUGACCGUUUGGGACCGCAUCCCGACUCGAUCGAGACAGUGCUGUCGAUUCGCGCCGUUCUGUGUGUGUCUGGGUGACUUCGGUGCUCCCCGGUGACCUGCUGUGACCUCGAGUCGAGUCUAUCGGUGACCCGCGGUGACCUGACCGUGAUGACGUCGAUGGUUACCCACGCCAUGACCCCGAUGGCCCGGUUCGAGGAGCCGCCGCAGGAUCCGGCCGCCAUGGACCACCAGCUGAAGAAGUCCCCGGGAGUGGAUAGCAACGAGAACAAUAUCGACACACACCGCUCGCCAGAGGAGAUCCUGGGCCUGGCGGCGACGAGUCCGUUCCGGACGAGCGGAGCGGGCACACCGACCACGGGCGCGGAGCUGGCGGGCGACACGGCGCCGCCGUCCCACCCGUACCCCGCGGCGCCGAUCGGCUACCCCGGCCCGGCCGACUUUGCGCUGCCGACAAAGCACGAGCCGUCCGUUUCUCCAGACGGCUCCUACUCCCGCUCCUACCCGGACGCCCUGCUGGACCACUCGGGUGGAGGAGCGGGCUCACAGAACGAGCUGCUGUUCAGCUACGGCGGCGAGCAGGGAGCGCCCUCCGGUACCGGCGCCGGCACCGCCGCCGACUCCUUCACUCACGAGUACCUGAAGAGCCUAUCAAUGCAGGCGUAUGGCGCGCAGGCGUCGCCUGCGGCCUGCCUGCAGGCGCCGUCCAUGUACAACAUGUACGGAGCCACGCACAGUCAGCGCGGUCAGCAGCGGUCAGCCGGUCUGAGUCAGAACUACUGGGCGCCGUACGGCGGCGGUCUGAGCUCCUCAGCGGGCACCGUCAGCCAGGUCACCCAGAGCCCGUACAUGGCGGCGUAUAACUACGGCGGCGGGGGCACCGGCCUGUCCGCCAACCCUCUCAACCAGACUCCCUACACCACCGGCUCACAACAGGCGGCUCCGGAGUACGGCAGUUACGGCGCCUACUCGCCCCAGGCGGCCCUGUACUACAACGCCGCGGCCGGGUUCAGUCCGUACAUGUCCCCGGUGUCCGCGGCAGCCGGCAGUCACAGUCACAGUCUGUCCAGCAGCUGCACACCCAACUCGGCGCAGACCUACCACCUGUCACCGCUGCCGCCCGUCUCCACACCGGACGGUUCGGAGUUCUCAGAGUCUGGCACAUUCCUCUACCACUCCCCAACGCUGGGCACCGGCCGGCGGAGACGAAACAGCAAUGGAAACGGCACGUCCAGCCGUCGGCGGAGACGAGGCGAGCCGUCACCGGACGACGAUUUAGCGCAGAAGAUAGACCGCAUCUUCAUUUGGGACCUGGACGAAACCAUCAUCGUGUUCCACUCGCUGCUGACCGGACAGUACGCCCGGGAAAACGGAAAGGACCAGGCGGUAUGCUCGCAGAUCGGCAGUCAUUUAGAGACGCUGGUCUUCACCACAGGAGAGGAGCUCUUCUUCCUCAAGGAGCUCGAUGUAGAUAGUCAGUACCCUACCCAUGUGACGAACAUAGACGACUUGCACACAGAGGACAACAACCAGGACCUCAGUAACUACAACUUCCUUGCGGACGGUCUGGCCAGCACCCUGGGCGUGCCGGCGGCGCCGCUCGGAUACAGCUUGGCGAGGAACAACGUGAGCGCCGACAUAGCGCGCAAGAUCGCCUUCCGACACCGCAGGGUCAAGGAGCUCUACAACAUGUACAGGAACAACGUGGCAGAGUUGUUUCGGGCACAUCUGCACGGUCGCCACCCGUCCUUCGAGCACACCUGGACCAAGACUCGACAGGAGCUGGAGAUCGAGACCAACGGCUGGCUCACGCAGGCCUGCUCGUGUCUCAAACUCAUCCAGGAAAGGAAGCAGUGCACCAACGUGAUGGUGACGAGGAACAUGCUGAUGACGACGUUCGCCAAGACGGUCAUCUUCGGGCUGGCCGACUGCUUCGAGCCCGAAAACAUCUUCUCCGCCUACAAAGUCGGGUUCGAGAGCUGUCUGAACACCAUCAGACAAAAGUACGCCGAGAAGCACGGACGGGAGGUGAUCUGUGUGAUCGUGGGCAAACCGGACAAACCAGACAGUCCGAGCAUCAUCACCGCCGCCAGACAGUUCGGCAUGCCCUACUUCCCGAUCAACUCGGACAAGGAUCUCCUGGCGCUGAAGUUUUUCCUUCAGUGCGGCUACAUGUAGUGCGCUGCCUGCUGCCAUAUCGGUAUCCAUGACAGUGCGGCAUAUCGUCUGGAGCUGUCAUUGCUGUCAGGAAGCUGCCAGGUGGUCGUCGGCUGAUAUGAGAUCACUCACCACCACUCAACUCGGCCCGAACAGACCCACACCGACAGCAGCCGUCCACCGUUCCCAGGCGUCUCUCCACCCUUCCACCACACUCCAUGGACAGGCCGUGCCACCACCCCCGGGUCACCGGCCGGCCCUCCGUGCCGCCGGGACGCCGGCCGGGGUCGCCGGGUCAACUCCUCGGCAGCGCGCGCGCCGCCGCCGGGCGCUGACCUUGAACCGCUGGUGUGAACGCCGUCACAUCGCGAGGUAUGAGUGAUGGGUGGAGCUCCCGCCGCCCCGGGCACCAGACGCGAUGGUUCGCCGUGGUCUGCCGUGGUCUCGUGGUGGUCUGCGGUGGUCUGAGAUGGCCCAGGGUGGUCCUAGUAUGGUCUGAGACCAUCCGGUCUGUCCGGGAUUUGUUAGGUGUUUGAUUGCCGACAUGAAGAACCCAGAGUCCUUUAAGAUCGCUGUACGCGGCUGGUACACGGCUGUCCUUCCCGGUAGCUGCCCGUGACAUCAAAUGGAGCCGUGACGUCGGCCUAAGACGUGACUUUAAGUGACGGACGUUGAUGUCGGCGCGUCACAGGUCACCGGGCGGCCGGAACUGUGACAGAACAAACUGAUGUUGGCGGGGAGCGGUGGCCGCCGGCCCGAGAACCUAGCGUCUGCCGCGGCCGUACUGUAUUUAAGUUAUUAAUGAAGACCGUUCGGUUAUAAUUGUGAUACCGUUUGUUGGCUGGCUCGUGUGACGCGCCGCGCGCCGCGUGUCGCGGACAGUGUCUGCUGUCUGUGUCUGCUGUCUGCUGUCUGUCUGGCCAGUGUUGUCUGAGGGCCGCCCGCCGCCCGUCUCUGCUCCCUGAGAUUGUCGGCCGGGCUCGCGGCGCCGGAGCUCCGUGAAAUACCUGGCUCUCUUCAUGAAUUCGUUUUUGUUGUACGCCUGUGCUCUGCCCAGGUGAAAUGCUUCAUGUGAAUGCGGAAAGUAUCGAUCGAUCCAGCUUGCUUUAUUGCGACGUGCCAAUGUUAAGGCGCAUUUGUGAGCUCUUCUAUGGCACACACCAGUGUGAAAUCUACAACUGUCCUCCCUGGAUGCUUCGUAAAGCUCAAAGUACACAUAGCUCUGUAUUAUUCUGUAGCUACCAUUGCUCCGUUUGUAUAUUGUGUUUGGCUCAUCAGGGUUUUAACAAAGAAUUUUAUCUUUUUAUAAGCUGGAUGACGCGUCCAUCCCAGAUAUAUUACGGUAAUAUUGUCCCAUGCUGUAUUAUACCCCACUGUGUGUAUAUGCCAAAAUGAACGUGACGCUAAGCUA
Molecule: messenger RNA, 3949 nt
Organism: Amphibalanus amphitrite
Lineage: Eukaryota; Metazoa; Arthropoda; Thecostraca; Balanomorpha; Balanidae
Product: eyes absent homolog 2-like
Exons: 17
Coding region: 532-2559 (675 amino acids)
Biological process (GO): negative regulation of extrinsic apoptotic signaling pathway in absence of ligand; anatomical structure development; positive regulation of DNA repair
Cellular component (GO): nucleus
Molecular function (GO): protein tyrosine phosphatase activity
Source: RefSeq, a predicted model, not a curated record